Molecule: messenger RNA, 1024 nt
Organism: Saprolegnia diclina VS20
Lineage: Eukaryota; Oomycota; Saprolegniomycetes; Saprolegniales; Saprolegniaceae
Exons: 3
Coding region: 93-917 (274 amino acids)
Cellular component (GO): membrane
Source: RefSeq, a predicted model, not a curated record
GAAAGGCAUUCGCAUGGGGUCGUAACGUCUUGCCACCUUAUUGGCCCUCGUGAAGCCGCGUCGUAUAGCGGAAGAAGCGGCUUGAAGACGACAUGGCCAAGCCCGUGGACUAUGCGUCGACAUGGCUCUACCGCGUGCUGUACACGUCCCUCUACCCGCUCCUCGUAACCUGGUUUGACUGGACAGUCCAAGGGCACGAGCAUCUACCCAAGGACACGUCGACGAAGAUCCUUUUUGUGGGCUACCACACGACACACAACUGGGACGUCCUCAUGAUGGCGAUGGCGAUCAAGGAUGCUUUGGGCGAGCCGCCAGUUGGGCUCAUGCACUCGGCCUACGUGGCGCUCAGCCCGUGGGUGUCGUACCUUGGCGGCGUCGAGGGCACGCGCGCUAAUGCCGCCGACGCCUACCAGCGUGGCCAUCGCGCCUGCCUCGUGCUACCAGGUGGUGUGGAAGAAGCCGUCGCGGGGUUUGAAAAUGCCUACACCGUCAACUGGAAGUCGGCGUCGGGACGCGACCGGACGGGGUUUGCCGAGGUCGUCCUGCAAGCCGGCGGGGUCAUUGUGCCCGUCGUCGUGCAGAACGCCCAAGAAAUGUGCUUUAGCCCCGUCUUUUUCCUGAGCAACGUCUCGGGUCUCUCGCGCGUCUACGAUACGCUCAUGACGCUACCGCUUGGCAUUGGUUGGUUCCUCUGGCAGCUCAAGCAAGUGCUGUGGCUGCUCUUCUCUUUUGGAUCGAGCAUUCCGCUGCCCGUGAAAGCAACGCUCAAGUUUGGCCCACCGCUGCAACCGCUUCAGCACGAGUCGGCGGCGGCGUUUGCCCACCGCGUUGCGUCGAGCUAUGCUGCGAUGCUAGCCACCGAGCAGCCCGGUGGUCUCAACUACACCCGCGCGCUCCAAGCACGGUUUGGUCGCUAACUCGUCUCUAGUAUCGGUACUAUGAUUUCUAUAAACACAACGAAAAUAUUUCCCUAAUCCCAGCGAACAUAUUCGAGGGAUCUUUCCGGGGAUCUUUACAAUUUGGA